Patiria miniata (bat star) is the source of this 1840-nucleotide messenger RNA. RefSeq lists its product as uncharacterized. Bases 562 to 1191 code for a protein of 209 amino acids. The record is from RefSeq and is a predicted model, not a curated record. The transcript has a single exon. Lineage: Eukaryota; Metazoa; Echinodermata; Asteroidea; Valvatida; Asterinidae.
UUCUCCUGGCGCAUGCGCGUGGCAUUUGGUAUGUCUGAUAUGUACCAAUAUGGCGGCCGUGUAGCCUUGCUAUCCAACACCCUGCAACUUCACAUCAUGUUCACGGCGUCGAGAAUCACAUUUUCCGGAGGAUUUUGUUGGAAUAAUACGCACAAACAACCGGUGGAUGUACUAGGAGCGCCGUCCGAAGCAUUCAUGUGGUAUUUUGACCCUUUCUUAGCGGCUAGAGAUCGCGGGGAUUUCGCGUAAAUAGAUAUGUUGUGUGGAUCCAGUCUGUGUGUUGUACAUCAUAGUGCGCGCAGAUUCAACUACAUGGGAUCCCUACGCACUGGAGUUUUGGAUAUAAGAGAGGCGCCAUUUUUUGUUGCUACCACGCAAUCUGAGACUGUGUCUUGGAGAGGCAUAGCCGGUAGCCGUCUAGCUGAUCCUCCUGUUGUUUCCUUGCCCCUUUUUCUUCGACACCAGAGCUUGCCACUGGUUCCCGUCAACCAGCAAGAGCGGUGAAGCAGACACAGCCAAGUAAGAAGCAUUGUUACGUCAUACCGCCUACAUGUCUGAAAUAUGACUUUGAGGUUUAAUGAUGGGGGUUUUACGAUCGUGGAGAAGCUGUUCAAAGCACUGCGAGAGAUUUUACAGCACUGGCGAAUUUCCCUUGCCUCCCUGCUUUUUUAUAUACUCUUGUCGUUACUCACAAACGUUAGCAGGGAGAACUUCCUGGUGCUAGCGACCAACAUCACAACCAAUACAAAACAGUACCACAGACCUCCAAGUUCACCGGUCACUACGUUAUGCUCGCUGACGGGACCACACUGUCCGGAGGAAACGCAGUCGUGUUACACGCUGAGGAACAGGACCGACGCGGAGAAAAUUUGUAACCUUUCCGUAGAGUGUCGGACGAAAAGCGACCUGGAAUUUAGUCUUGAUACUUGCGCGUGGAGGACUCGCAUGAAUUUAGUACACGUUGGGAAUAACAAUUCGGAUUGCCUAUCCAUGGACAGAGAAGGAUGCUUAUCCUGUUUGCAGGAUCUUCUAGUAAAGGAUCAAGGAGUCCAAGAAGAUUAUGAAAAUUACUCUUCCAUUUUACGUCGGUACGAUUGUGAAAGGAACUACUCAAUGUAUGGCUGCGAUGAUUGUAAGGUAUGUUCUGAACGACCGGACACUUACGGAGUCAUGGUUUGUAUUCCCAUAUAAACAUGCAGCCUGGAGUCCAGUAAUGUUCAUGUGGCGAAUUGGAUUCCAAGAAAUGAAGACUUGUCAGAACACAAAGUUUUGAAAAGUACCAUUGGACGUUAAGAAAUGGAUCGGACACGACACUAAAGAUCUAAAGCAAGACAAUAAUACCUUUUUGGUGUCCAGAAAAGAAGUCCGGAAUUCCAGUAUCUUACCAAUAUUUACCAGCACUCCAGGUUGCAUGUCCAGCAUUGUCGGAUUGUUGUGUUUUUAUGUUUGUUUGUUUGUCUAGUUGUUUGUUUAGUUGUUUACAGUUGCAGGUGUUCCGGUGUGUGGACUGAUAUCGCAGCAAAAGCUGGCUACAAGAACAACUCAGAAAAUUUGUUUCUUUCAUUUCCCCAUGUGUGCAACAAAAUCUCUUGCCUGCUCGAAUAAAUAAAGUUUGUAAUGCGACAAUUUUUUUUUCAGUUCAAAGUGCAUUAUUUUCUUCAUGUAAAAGAAGUUUAGGAACAUGAAUCACAAUGAUGUGUCAUUAAACAAUGACAUCUUAAUGUCAUUGUUUAACAUUAAUAGCACCUGUUGUGGUGUUCAAAACAUUUAGCUUUAAAUGUUUUGAAAAGUCAACUCUGGAAUUUGGAAAGGGCAUUUAUAAAUCCCAUGAACCCUAACC